GCCCGGCCGGCAGCAUGGGGCCCAUGGCGGGCUCCCAGCCCCACGUCAAGGCCGUGCGGCUGCACCGCGACGGGCCGAACCAGCCGUGGGGCAUCCGCCUGGUGGGCGGCGUGGACCUCAACGCGCCCCUCGUCAUCACGCGGUGCAUGGUGGGCAGCCCCGCCGAGGGCGUGCUGCACCGCGGUGACGUCAUCCGGAAGGUGAACGAGUACGACUCCAGGGACCUGCGGCACAAGGACGCGCAGCAGCUGUUCAGGAGCGCGGGCAACACCAUCGACCUCGUCGUGCUGAGGGAUCCGCUGGCGGUGCCCCCACCCAGCACCGCGGCCAGCUCCCGCGCCAGCAGCGUCGCUCCGACCACGCCGACGCCCUCCUUCGCCGCGCUCAACGCCCACUCCCCCGUCAAGGGGGGUGUCGCUACCCCCUUCGCCGCCGCCAUGUCCCUCCGGAGUCCGCACCCCGACGACUACCCCGCCACGCACGUGUUCGACGGCGUGCACCACCGCACCGACGAGGACAUCCUGCCCAUCCACAACCAGCCCUACCGCACGACGCCCCUGGUGCUGCCCGGGGCCAAGGUCAAGAAGGAGGACAACGUGACGGAGUGCUACUUGCGGCACCACCCCAACCCCAUGAUGCGCGCACCCCCCGGCCACGGCGGCGACUGGCUGCCCGCCGACGUCGUCAUGAAGCAGAAGGUGGCGGACACUGUCUUGCAGCGUGUGGUGCCCUCCGACCCCCACAGACACGUCGUGAACCGGCCCUUCAACACCCCCAUCGGCCUGUACUCCGAACAAAACAUCGUCGACACCAUCCACAAGACGCUGGGCACUCCGAACAAUGCGAGUCUAGGAAGCUCCAGCAUUCGACAGGCGCCUAAAGUCGGCCUGAAGCCCACCGUCGUCUACGACCCUGCCAAGUCCGAGACCUACAAGUUCCUCCAGGAGCAGGAGCUGGGCGACCACGUGCAGGAAGUGACCGUGCCCCCACAGCCCAAGGUCUUCGCCCCCAGCAAGGUGCCCGUGGCCAUGAGGAAAAUCCCUGCACCGACUCAGAGGGUUCACCAGAAAACCAUUAGCACAGCACCUAAUCCGUAUUACCAAGUAAAUACCAUGGGGGUGCCAGCCGAGCGUAUCCAGCAGAGCGGCUCCUUCAACAGACUCAUGCACAUGGUCAUGAACGACAUGUAGUGUGUGCCGCCCACCACCAGCCCUCCGCGCUCCGAGCCCCCCACCCCGACCCUCGACGGCUCACCCACCGACCAUCGCACAGAAGCCCCUCCGGACCUCCGGACUGCCCCCCGGAAACUGACUCUGAUACCACCUAACGUUGUAGCAAACUCGUAGUAGCUGCUGUGAUUGUCCUGCUUGUUUGAAAGGGUGCCAAGGCUCAAGGUUAAUUUUUUAUUUUCUUAUUGGAGCAGUAUCUGACCCCGGUUGAGACUUGCCGUCAUAGGAUGGAUUGCCUAGCACGAUGCCAAGUUGAAAGAAAGGCCUGGACUGUGGCCUGUCAGUGUGUGAGCCGUGGAAUGAUUGCACUCCAUGGGCUGUUCGUUCUUGUGAUCGACUGAGAGCGCCAAAGACGUUAAAGUAUUCUGUGAAGUACAUGCAUUUUACUGCCGAUAAGUCAGGGUUAAAUGUUGUGCAACCACCAAAGAAGAGGAGAAAAUCUUUGGCUUUAUAAUAUUUGAUUCGCAUCCCAGACUGUACAUAGUUCUAGAAGUCUUCCAAAUCGCUUUAUGAAAGUAAUUUGAAUGACAUCAAAGCAUGCUUAUUCUCAUGUAUUCACUUAUAAUAAUUAUUGCAUCUAAGUUAGUUCAGUUUAUUCAAUGACGCUUACUUAAAACUAAUUGUGAAGUCACACAACUUCAUCACACCUGAGAAGCGGUUUGAAUCUGUGCAGAUCCUAGCAAAUAAACCUGAUGUUUGUAGUAUACUCAACAAACUUUCAUGCAAUGCAGGCAGGCCUCAAUUGACAAAGUAUAUAUUUUCUGUUAUUUAUUUUGUAUGUGUUGAGAUCCCAAUUUAUUUCUAGUUUACUAAGUAAGAUAAAUUAAAUGAGUGUACAUUCUAGUCAAAAGUGUAUGCGACUGUUGUCACCUCUGCUUGGGAAGUUAUCUAUUUAUCUCCCAAAGCAGAAGAUUCAUCGCAGUCUUGGGUCCUUGUUCAGAAGCAAGCAUGCUAAUCAAUUUCUUCGUUCAAGCAAAUGGAGAUUUACAGCAUGCCUGUUUGUGAACUGAAAGUGUUUCAAUAAUUUGUUACAAAAGUGGCUUACAAAAUAAAUAUAAUGUGGUCUUC
Thrips palmi is the source of this 2297-nucleotide messenger RNA. RefSeq names its product PDZ and LIM domain protein 3 (gene Zasp66). Lineage: Eukaryota; Metazoa; Arthropoda; Insecta; Thysanoptera; Thripidae. Gene Ontology annotation, cellular component: stress fiber; Z disc; filamentous actin. Gene Ontology annotation, molecular function: actin binding; muscle alpha-actinin binding. Gene Ontology annotation, biological process: actin cytoskeleton organization; muscle structure development. The record is from RefSeq and is a predicted model, not a curated record. Bases 15 to 1190 code for a protein of 391 amino acids. The transcript has 11 exons.